This is a messenger RNA of Salvia hispanica, 822 nucleotides long. The record is from RefSeq and is a predicted model, not a curated record. NCBI's taxonomy places the organism in Eukaryota, Viridiplantae, Streptophyta, Magnoliopsida, Lamiales, Lamiaceae.
AUGCCUUAUUCGGUGGAUGAGCAAGAUGCCACCGAUGGGCGAUACGGGUGGACACCCGAACAAGGAUCGAGAGGGAUCGGCGGCUCCCAAACUCCAGAGGACAACCCCAACGCUCCUCCUCCUCUUCCUAAUAGUGUUCCUACUCAUAGUCGUGGCGGUGACAUUCACAUCCGCACCGCGUACACUCCGCCGGAGAUGGAGAAGAUGUUCAAAGCCUAUUUGGAAAUAUCCGAAGAUCCGGAAAUCGGCACGAACCAAACCAGGGAGAGGUUUUGGUGGCGCGUCUCUCGCCGCUACAAUGCCAACCGGCCGGAGGGAACCAUCGAGCGCAACGAGAGUAUGGUGUGCAAUGCCAUCUUCAGAGCCAACGAAGAAAUCCAAAAGUUCCAAGGGUAUUACCUUCAGGAACAGCGGUCGGCGGGGAGCGGCAUGAGCGAGGCCGACAUCAUCACGGCCACCAUGUCGACCUACCAUUGCAUGCAUUACAAACCAUUCAAGCACCUCAUCGCUUGGCAGCAGGUGUAUAAAAAUCCGAAGUAUAGGGGAGGCUUAUCAUCCUCCUCUAGCUCCUCCAGCAAACGUCGAGGUCGUUAUCCCUGUCCGACGGCAACUCCGAUGAGGUGGCUAGCCAGCUUGCCGGAACUAACUUGGGUAGCCCCAACGCCAUCCGAGCAGUUCCCAACGCCGGCCGCAAGGAAGGAAGAAAGCGACAGCGGUUGCGACUCCAUCCGCCCCUGCUCCCGCUCACACUCCCUCUGUGCCACCUCAACCCCCCACCAACUCGUUGUGGACCUUUUUGGCUCAACUCAAUUUGGCCGAUAG